Molecule: messenger RNA, 1038 nt
Organism: Thelazia callipaeda (thelaziosis nematode)
Lineage: Eukaryota; Metazoa; Nematoda; Chromadorea; Rhabditida; Thelaziidae
Source: the annotation of a GenBank genome assembly
AUGACGGGAACGGAGCGGAAAGUUUUUCAGAAAUACUAUCCACCAGAUUUUGAUCCUUCGAAAAUCCCACGUGCUAAAGGUCAGCGUAAUAGGCAAUUCGUUCAGCGCGUAAUGGCACCUUAUAAUAUGCAGUGUAAUACAUGUCAUGAAUAUAUAUACAAGGGAAAAAAGUUCAACAUGAGACGAGAGACCGCAGAAGGUGAAACGUAUUUGGGCUUGAAAAUUUUUCGCUUUUAUUUUCGUUGUCCAAAUUGUUUGGCUGAAAUUACAUUCAAAACGGAUUUGGAAAAUUGUGAUUAUCAGCAAGAGCAUGGAGCAACUCGCUUGUUCGAAGCCUUCAAGCUAUAUCAACAGGAAGAAAAAGCUAAAGAAACAAAAGAAGAGGAAGAGAAAAAAGAUCCUAUGAAAAUGCUUGAAAAAAGAACGAAGACGAGUAGAGCUGAAAUGGAAGCUUUAGGGAAGCUAGAAGAAUUACAAGAAACAAAUCGACGUCAUGAAACAUAUGGUCCAGAUCAGUACUUAAGGCGUUUGGCAGAAGAGCAGGCGGAAGCUUUGCGAGAGCAAGAAGAAAAAGAUGAACAGUUUAUUCGAAAAUUAUAUGGAAGGACUGAAGAUGGCAAAAUUAUUAAACGAAUAUUGGAUGAUGACGAAGACAUCAAUGUAGAAGUAAAAGUUAAAUCGGAAAUCAAAUGUGAACCUUCAGAAAGCCAAGAACCAAGUUGUUCUUCUCUUAAUACAGAGAACUGGACACCGAAUGUUUCGAAACAAGGCUCGACAUAUAUAGCGAGUAAGCGACCUUCACAAAAAGAAAUCUUGUCAAGGGUUAUUGCUAAAAAGCAGCAUAUACAAAGAGCUGAACAGGCAGUUGUGAAAAUCGAAGUUGCGGAGGUGGCAAACAGUUCUGUAUGUAUGAAAGUGACGACUGUUGAAGAAGAAGGAAAACCAAAAAUGAUUGUUGAAAAGCCACAUGCUACUGUAUCAAUUUCAUCUGCACUGCAGGAUCUGAAUAAUUAUUCUAGUGGCUCCAGUAGUGAAUAA